Amaranthus tricolor (Joseph's coat) is the source of this 1712-nucleotide messenger RNA. RefSeq lists its product as uncharacterized. The coding region runs from base 326 to 1324 and encodes 332 amino acids. Lineage: Eukaryota; Viridiplantae; Streptophyta; Magnoliopsida; Caryophyllales; Amaranthaceae. The record is from RefSeq and is a predicted model, not a curated record. The transcript is spliced from 4 exons.
UACAAGUAUAUACGAGUAUACGACUAGAGUAAUACUAUGUAAACCCCAUAAUUUCCAAGAAAUUUUGCACAUGUACCACCUGAUGCGAAGCACUCCUUGACACGAACAUUUGGUAUACGAGCAUCUCCAGUGGAACAUCCCAUUUCCUUCUUCCGCCACCCAAAACUGUACACCGCACAACUACACAACCUCAGUUCACUAUUCACUCCCUCGAUUUCUCCAUUUUCUAUCUCCAUUCAAGCUCGGAAUGCUCACUCUUUUGCAGAAUUGGAGCUUUCUAGGUCUCUCUUCUUUUCAACCAAUAUUUUAAACUUUUGCUGUAUAAAUGAAACCAAGAUCCCACAGUGAAGCUAGGUUCCAAAGGAUGAAGAGUUCCCAAGGAGAAGGACCAAAUUGGGUGCUGAUUGUUGGCGGUGCCUUGCUAAGUACUUUAUCUAUUCGUCUUGGCUUUAAAAUGAAACAGACACUUGAUGGUAAACAAAAAGAUAAUGCAACUUUGAAAGGUUGUGAAAGGCGUGCUGGGCGAAGGUUGGUAAAUUGUUGCUCAAAUUCAAGUUUACAUUCCUUUGGAUUGGAUGAGAAUAGCUGCUAUAACUGUGUUUCAGGAGAACGUGUGGUGGAGAUCAGAAACCCUCCAAACAGCCAAAAUUUGACAGAUCCAGAGGUGUCGCUCCCUUUAGUGACUGUUCCCACGCCUGAGUAUGGUAUGGUUUGGGUAUCAUCUCCAGAGCAUGGUGAUCCACCAUUAAAAGUGUUCCAUCAGUCAAGUAAUUUAGACUCACCAUGUGUUUCUGAAUCUGGCUCCGACAUAUAUACCAAGCGGGAAGUGAUACAGAAACUCAGACACCAGUUGAAGCAAAGAGAUGACAUGAUAUUAGAGAUGCAGGAUCAGAUUACUGAACUACAGAAUUCUUUAAAUGUACAGGUGUCUCAUUCUGACCACUUGAGAUCACAGCUUGAUUCUGCCAACAAAGAACUUUUGGAUUCUGAGAGAGAAAUACAAAGACUGAGAAAAGCUAUUGCAGAUCAUUGCUUGGCGUUUGGAGAGUCUAACGAGAAGCCUUCUGCAACCUCACUGUCAGAGAAAAGAAAUGGUCAUAUCAAUGGAACUCUUAAUGGACAUGGCAAUUUCGAGUUUCAUGACAAAAGUAAAGGAGACGGGGAACUAAUUCAAAUGCUGAAAAAGGAAAUCAGCAGGCUGAAAGAAAUAAUUGACGGAAAAGAGUAUCUACUACAAAGCUAUAAGGAACAACAGGUUUUGCUCUCUACUAAGAUUAAAGAAUUGCAACAGAGAUUAGAUUAUCAGCUUCCACACAUAUUGUAGACAGCAUACCCUAUCUUCUGUCCCGACCCACAUCCACCUUUUCUGUUUCUCAGAUUUUUUUUUUUCCACAUUUUUUCCCGAAUUCAUUAAUGUUUGCGUAGGUUUUGAGCUGUAUAUAGUAGUGAAAUUUGUGUCUUAUUUAUAUAAAAAAGGAUUAGUCAAUCUUGUUUAUACUGUGCCAUGUUAUAAUUUGGCAAGAGUGGUGCUGUCGUUCCUCGAGGAGUCCUGUUUGAUAUCAAUGGUACAGCUGAAAGAACUCCGGAGUAGGCCGCAUUCAACUAUUUUUCUUUUUUGAUUUCUGGUUGUCCACCAAUCUCAGAUCGUCUGCUCAAACAUUCAAGUGUAAUCCUUUAAAGAAAUGGUGAGAAUAUUGGUUUGGUCCAGUAAA